AAAAAAAGUAAGGAUAUUAUUGCUUUUCUUUAUAUUUUUCCACAAAAUAGACUUGUUAAACGGUGUUCUAUGUCGUCUAUGACAUUUGGCCAGAAAACAUUCACCCCAACGCCCCCAGAUAAAGGUAGUUUCCCAUUGGAUCACGAAGGUUUAUGCAAAAAGUCCAUGAUAAAAUAUAUGAAAUGUUUGUAUAGUAAUAACAACGAUAAUUCUCAGUGCAGAGAAGAGACGCGGGAAUAUUUGGGCUGCCGCAUGGAUAAUAAUUUAAUGGCAAAAGAAGACUGGUCGAAAUUAGGUUUUAACGAGGAAAAGUAAAAUGGUUAAUAUUUUAAUAGGUGUAACGGGUAGCGUCGCUACUAUAAAGCUGCCUACAUUAGUCGAGUCAUUUUUACAAGUAAAGGAACCAAAAAUUAACGUUAGAGUAGUUGUUACGGAGCAUUCAAGGCAUUUUUUCAAAGAUAGCGAUAUUGAUGUUGGUGUCACUAUUUACAAUGAUAAGGAUGAAUGGGCAGCUUGGGGGGGAAGGGGGGAUCCUGUUUUACAUAUUGAGUUGGCAAAAUGGGCGGAUUUGUUUUUAAUUGCGCCCCUAGAUGCUAAUACAUUGGGAAAAAUAUCAAGCGGUUUGUGUGAUAAUUUGUUGACUUGUACUGCAAGGGCAUGGGAUGUUAGUAAGCCAUUGAUAUUCUGCCCUGCAAUGAACACCAAAAUGUAUUUACACCCCUUGACGUCAAUACAAAUAAAUAAUUUAAAGUCGUGGGGUUAUUUGGAGAUUCCUGUUAUUGAAAAAACUUUGAUGUGUGGCGAUACAGGGGCUGGAGCUAUGGCUGAAGUUCCUACAAUUGUUGAGUUUGUAAAAAAUGUUUUGAAUAAAUAA
Brassicogethes aeneus is the source of this 874-nucleotide messenger RNA. NCBI's taxonomy places the organism in Eukaryota, Metazoa, Arthropoda, Insecta, Coleoptera, Nitidulidae. The record is from the annotation of a GenBank genome assembly.